Sabethes cyaneus is the source of this 1326-nucleotide messenger RNA. RefSeq names its product chondroitin proteoglycan 2-like. Gene Ontology annotation, molecular function: chitin binding. NCBI's taxonomy places the organism in Eukaryota, Metazoa, Arthropoda, Insecta, Diptera, Culicidae. The transcript is spliced from 3 exons. Bases 1 to 1326 code for a protein of 441 amino acids. The record is from RefSeq and is a predicted model, not a curated record. Gene Ontology annotation, cellular component: extracellular region.
AUGGUCGCGCUUUGGGUGUUAGGAAUUAUAAUUGGGAGCAGUAUAUGUACAGCCGUCGGGAAUUUUAAUUACUUUGAAAUUCGUGAUCGGGAUGUGACUACAAUUGAUUGUAUCAGUUCCUCCGUGAGUAAUGUAUGGGAACUUCAGCCAUAUCCCAAUAAUUGUCGUUGGUACAUUUUCUGCAUGAAUAACAUUGGAGUAAUACGAGAGUGUCCUGAUGAGCUUUACUUUAAUCCUGUAACGAAAUCUUGCGACUUUGCUGAAAACGUGGAUUGCAUCGAACCUACUACAGUUACUACAGAAGAAGUGACAACCGAAACUAGUGAUGAUGGCGAACUUACUACUACAACCAGUGACGAUGAUUCAACUGAAAGUACUGUUACACAAACAACUGACGAUGAUACUACCGUGGAAGGAACAACUGAGGAAACAGAAACGACUGAAACUAGUGACGAUGGUGAAACCACCGCUGAUAUUACAAUAACUGAAACAACAAAUGAUGAUACUACGGUCGAAGAAACGACUGAAACUGGUGAUGAUGGUGAAGUAACUACUGAUGUUACAAUAACUGAAACGACAAAUGAUGAUACUACGGUCGAAGAAACAACAGAAACUGGUGAUGAUGGCGAAGGUACUACUGAUGUUACAACGGCAGAAACGACAAAUGAUGAUACUACGGUCCAAGAAACAACAGAAACGGGUGAUAAUGGCGAAGGUACUAAUGAGGAAACUACGACCCAGCAGGAAACGACAGCUGAUGAUGAUUGUGAACCUCUAUGUCUAACCUCACUCGGUGCAGGCGACGAGGUAGCAGACCCGCAAGAUUGUGGACGUUUUAUUGCUUGCGAUGAUCAAUGUUACGGCGCAACAAUGUUCUGCCCACAGGGGUUACAUUUCAAUCAUCUGAAAAAAGUCUGUGACAUACCGGAUCGGGCAGAAUGUUUGCUGAAUGUAUGCGUUGGUCGAGAAGAUGGUCUAUUUGCCAGUGUCAACAGCUGUAGACACUUCUAUGCAUGCAUUAUUCAAAAUGGAUUGCUGACUUCUUGUGCAUCCGGACAGGUCUUUGAUCCGGUAGAGCGUCAUUGUGUUGUUGAAGAUGAAGACAAUGUAUGCCUGCCUCAGGAAAUUCCACCGCCUCCUGCAGAAUUAGAAGCGGAAUGCCACCAAGUAGUUAUUUCACAAAAUCUUCCACAUCCGAACUUUUGUGAUGUCUAUUUCCGUUGUGUAGCGGGUACAUUGUUUCCUCGUAGGUGCCAGGAAGGGUUACUAUUUGACCAGCAAACACAGUUUUGCAAUUGGGCACAAUUGGUGAACUGUCCGGUUUGA